Molecule: messenger RNA, 4291 nt
Organism: Durio zibethinus
Lineage: Eukaryota; Viridiplantae; Streptophyta; Magnoliopsida; Malvales; Malvaceae
Product: disease resistance protein RPS2-like
Molecular function (GO): ADP binding; protein binding
Source: RefSeq, a predicted model, not a curated record
AGAGUAUUGAUCCAUAUGCCUCUCAUCUUAACAAUGUUGCUAGCAAAGCAUCUCCCUUGUGGUUUCCACGCAUGUACUCUCUAGUUGGCCAAAUUGGAAAAAUGAAAUAUCAGAACCGACACACCAUUCCACUGUCCCUGCCAGCCACCAAGUCAACUCUCUUGGUAUAAUAUCCAAUCUAAUCUAUCACAAUAGUGACUUGAUCGGUGAGCAGAACUUACAACAGUUCAGACGACGAUUUUCAUGCAGAAGGAGAAGUAGAGUCCGUCAAGCAAGUAUAAUAUAGCUUCCAAUAGUUGAGUCCUUCCCAGCCACAGGAUCAAGUUAAUUUCCUGAUGGCUGACAACAUAAUGUCUUCCUAUCUCGCGGGAGCCAUCAGCCAAGUUGGGGCAGAUUUAACUCAUUAUGCUAAAAGCAACGUCAGUUUAUCACAGAGUAUGGAGAACAACUACGAAAUGUUGAGAUAUGAAGUAGCAAGGCUCCAGGCUCUUAAGGAUGAUUAUGAAAGGGAAGUCAAGAAACAUAAGAUGAAGACAACUACUUGCAGUUAUGAUGUAUGGCUACGCAGUGUUAACAAGAUUCUUCACAAUGCCAAAGAAUUAGAAGUUCGAAUUGAAGAAGAUCAUAGAAGGCUAUCAUCCAGAUUCAUUCAUGUGAAGCGACGAUCAAAUUAUAGUGAAAAACUGGUGAAAAUGCGUGAAGAAAUUCAAAAGCUUGUGGAAGGGGGGGAAUUUACAGGAGGUUUUUUGGUUGAUAAACCUUUAGAACCCGUCUUGAAGGUGAAUGCGCCAGAGAUCAAAGGAUUUCCUAGCCUUCAGAGGCCACUGGAGCAAGUAUUGGAGCUGUUGAGAAAUGACAAAUUGAAAGGAAUUGGGAUCUGGGGCCCGUUGGGUGUUGGGAAAACAACAAUAAUGCAGAACUUAAAUAACCAUGAUGAAGUAGCUAAAAUGUUUGAUAUAGUCAUUUGGGCAAAUUUCUCUAGUGAGAGGAGUGAGGAAAAAUUGCGAGUGGAUAUUGCUCGGCGGCUUAAACUAAAAAUGGAAGGCAUUGUCCAUCCUGAGGAUGUUGCUCAAGCAAUAUUAGAAGAGUUGAAUAACAAGAAGUAUUUGCUGCUUUUGGAUGAGGUGAUGGACUCAAUUGAGUUGGAAGAUAUUGGAAUCCCUAACAACAAAAAUGGCAGUAAAGUGGUUUUGACAACUGAAUUUCGUCAUGUUUGUUCUUCAAUGGCUGACAGAUUGAUUGAGGUCCGCCCACUAGCACAAAACGAGGCAUGGAAGAUGUUUAGGCAGAUGGUCAUUGAUGUCGUGGAUCUCCCUGAUAUUGAACCAGUUGCUCAGCUGGUAGCUAAAGAGUGUGAUCGACUCCCGCUUUUGAUCAAGACAGUGGCAGGUGCUUUCAAGUUGAAAGAUAGUGUGUCGGAAUGGAGGAAAGGGUUAAAAGACCUACGGAAGUGGCCAGAAAUUGAGAUUCCAGGCUUAACUGAAUUGCAUUCAUUCUUGAAGUUCUGUUAUGAUCAACUAAAGGAUGAUCAGAAAAGGAAAUGCUUCCUGUAUGGUGCAUUGUAUCCAGCAGAGAGUAAGAUUUAUACAGAUUAUUUACUGGAGUGUUGGACUGCUGAAGGACUCGUUGGCAAUAGCAAUACCGAUGAGAAGAGGAGAUUUCAAGAUGCUCGUGAUGAAGGGUAUGACACAUUAAAGUAUCUAACUAAUGUGUCAUUACUUGAGAAGGGUGAAAGGAUGAUUUUUGUUCAAAUGAACAAUAGUAUCCGACAGGUUGCUUUGUAUAUUUCUUCACAAGAUCCUGAUUGUAAAUUCUUGACUGGGAUGAAUGAAAAUUCACCUGAUUGCUUGGAAGAAAAUGAUUGGAAACAAGCAAAGAGGGUCUCCAUGAUUGACAAAAAGUUAACAGACUUGCCAGAAAGCCCCGAUUGCAGCAUGCUUUUGUCACUAUUACUACAGAGAAAUUCGACUUUGACAGAAAUCCCCCAAUCUUUUUUUGAGAAUAUGAAGUCACUUUUGGUUUUGGACCUAUAUGGAACUGGGAUUGAAUCACUGCCAUCAUCUUUAGCAAUGUUGACAGGUCUUAAGGGGCUUUACUUAAAUAAUUGCAUCCAUCUAACAGAGUUGUCCCCCCAUGUUGGAGAACUUCACUGUCUCGAGGUGCUUGACAUUAGAGGCUGCAGGAUAAGCUUCAUUCCAUUUCAUAUCCAUAAACUGGUUAACUUAAGGUGCUUGCGAGUUUCAUACUAUAAACCUGGCAACCCAAAUGAUUAUCAAGAUAUGGACAUUGACUGUGACGUGAUUCCAUUGCUCGCCAAACUGGAAGAAUUGAUGAUUGAUGUGGGUUCUUAUGACCAUUGGUGCAAGGAAGUUGUAGAUGUAAUGAGGCAGGUGGCUACCUUGAAAAAUCUAACUACUCUCAGAAUCUGCUUCCCUAAAUCAGAGGUCCUCAAGGCUUUUAUGCUGCAGAGCCCAUCAUGGAAGGACCGCCAACAACUGACUUCCUUUCGAUUCUUCGUUGUCCAAAACAGGAAACGUCCUCAAAUUCUUGAGUAUUUUAAGUACAAAAUCAAUCGGUAUUUGGGAUAUUUCCAUGGCAAUCACAGUGAUUACUCAAUCAUUUGUGAUCUGCUUCCUGAAACUGAUGCAUUGGAAUUGGUUGAACACAAAGAUAUCACGAGUCUGGUGGAUUUCGUGAAUGUUGCUAGCUUUAACAGGAUUCGUGGUUGUCUAAUUGAAAGGUGCAACAAAAUGACAACUAUUGCAAACGGCAACAGGACAGAAAGUAGAGUCAUCCUACCAAAUCUGGAGCAAUUGCAUUUGGUGAAUUUGCGGAGUCUGCAAACCAUUUUUGAGGGCUUCCUCUCAACCAACAGUCUUUCUAAGUUGCACACAGUGGUGGUGACGAGUUGCCCAAUGUUGAGAAAAAUUUUCUCCCUCGGGGUGAUUCAACAUCUGUCAAAACUCCACAAACUAGCAGUUCAAAGUUGCGCUGAGAUUGAAGAGCUAAUUGAGAAAGCUGACACUGCUGGCCAAGUUUCACCUGCUUUUCCGAAUCUAGAGACAUUGAUACUGAUUGAGAUGCCAAAACUAAGGACUAUAUCUGUAGAUAAGUCAUUGGCGUGGCCCUCGCUGAAAGAGGUUCAAGUUUACAAGUGCCCUGAAUUGAAAUCACUGCCUUUUGACAAAGACAAUGCAGCAAAUCUGAAAUCAAUUGAAGCAGAACAAGUAUGGUGGGAAGCAUUAAGUUGGCCACAAAAUGGUGUCAAAGAACAGCUUCAAUCAAUCUGCAAUCUAAGGUAAAUGGCUUUUUAUUAUUAUUAUUAUUAUUAUUAUGUUUUUUCUGUUCUUAAGAAAUAGAUUGAUGUAUAAUGUGUAUGUACCAUGCACCACAUGAUGUAUUUUGUUAUUUUUAUCUGUUUAAACUUGUUGGGGCAGACAACUUACCAUUGUGCAAGCAGCUGUCUCUUAUCCAAACUUGAUUUGAAGUAUGCAAUGUAGCGAAGACAUGGUCAAACCAUGUUUUUUUUUUUUACACGUAUGCUGCAACCCGGAUAAGGGACUGGGUUAUUUGAACUGAAACCUAUCGGAUGACAUUUUUUAAGGGCUACACUAUGAACUAAGCUAACCUUGGAUUCGGUCAAACCUAACUUUAUCCCUUUCUAAAGGAAAAAUUGCAGUUUAUAAGCUCCAUAUUCCAGUGAUGAUAGGGUUUUUCUAUUUAUGGAAUUACCUCUUCGAGUAUCAGACUAGUGAACAUACGUGGCAUUGUUCCUUUAUCAAUUUACUGGAUCAUCUUUCGAGAGGAUGAUCACGUCAUAUCACAACUUAAAGACGAUAUAUAUUCUUUUAAUUCUUUAAAAUUUUACUGGAAGAACACAUAAGAAAUCGCAUUCACAGUUGAUUCAAAAGGAGAUGGCAUAAACAGCCGCCGUACAGCAUUGGAGCCACAACAGAAAAAGGCUGCCACGGUGAAAAAGCCACCCAGUUGUUCCAUCAAUGAAUCUCAACGGAUGAUAAGCAAACCAAUAACUAGCUAUUUCAAUGGAUGAUCAACAAAAAAAAUUCUACUAUCAGGCUAAGUAAUUCUGUGAAUCCCACACUAGCGAUGCAGCCAGUUCAGCCGCCAAUUCAAGGUCGAGGAAGGCAGCUGCAGGUGGCAAAGGAGGUGGCAGUUGUACUGGUGUAAAUCUUGCUAAAAAGGGGAAUAAUUUUGUCACAUAUUGGAAAAGAAUGUAUGCCUGGAAAACAUUUGUUAUAAAUUUCCGACCCCUUCUUUUGUUUCUUCAAAA